AUGCAGCGACGGCGCAUCUUCCAGCGGAUCCUGUACCGCUCCGUCUACAUCCUCUUCUACCUUAUCCUCAUCGGACUACUUCUCAUCACACCCGGAGACGUCAUCCAACGCUCUGUCGGCAACCACGAGCGGUACAACAUCAUCGUCCUGGCGCUCGUCUACGCCGCGACGCUGCUCAUCGUCGGCUUUGUCUACGCCACUCGCCUCUACAUGAAUAAAACGGCGCUCGCCGCCAUUCCGAAAUUGUGGAUCCCAAUUGAUAGAGGCGACGUUAAAGAGCGCGUGUAUAAGAUGAUAUGCGCGGGGCUGAACCGCAGCGCAGCCGUGGCGUUCUUGUCGAGGCCGAGGGACAGGUCGCUGGCCGACGAGACGUCGUCGCGCGAGAAUCUCUUUGCUCAGCCGACCUUGCCGAUCAAGACGGCGAGGACGGUCGGCCUCGAGCUCGGGGUCGUGCUGCCGGCCAGAGGCACCAACUGGGCGGAUAUUGAGCAGCCUGGGUGGUCGUCGCCCAACUCGCCGGACCUGCCUAACCUGCAGUACAGCACCGUGCUGGCGGAGCUGCCGAAUUUGAUUGAGGCCAAGGCACUCACGUUGGCGCCGAGGGCGAUGCUGGGCGCAGAGCAACAGCCGGCGCUGGAUCAGGACAUGGUGGCGCUGCUACAGCGCGACCCGACCAUGAGCUUGCGAACCUACCUGGAUACCCUCGCGGAGCUCGGCGUGCUCGACACGGAUGAGCAGACGACCGACUUUCUCACACAAUACGAAUACGCGCGCUUCUCGACGCGGCCGCUGACCAACAGCGAGUUCCGCAGCCUUAUGCACCUCUUUGCCGAGCUCUUGCGCACAAUGCGCGCCCCCAACCUCGGCGACGCCACGCCCACCGCCCAAAGACGGCCACCUGAGAGCGCCCACGACAGCGACGCGCCGCUCGGGUCGCGCCCGACGACGACGCCACCACGCAGCCGCAGUACGUCCCGGUCGAUUCGCAGCGACGCCAGCAGCGGCAUGGUGGCGCCCGGCGCCGGCGGGGGAGGACGGCUACCCCUAUUUCGGCGAAACUCGUCGUUUCAUGCCUGGAGCCAGUACGCCACGGCGCCCAAUACGCCGGGGAGUCGCCGCACAGGGGCCGAGAGCGGAGUGCUCCGGCGCACGAGCAGCAGCAGCAGCAGCAGUGUCGCCACGACGACGGGGCACGGCACGUCGAAAAGGCUGAAGCAGGGUCCGCUGCUAACGCAACAGCGCUCGAGUACGAGUCUGCGGUCGAGUGUUUCGGAGAGCUCCCAAUCGGUGAUCCGGCUGGCGACGAGGGAGGAUGCGUCGGCGCUGCCAUACGUGUUGUCGCUGCGCCCGACCAUGGAUCAGUAA
Beauveria bassiana ARSEF 2860 is the source of this 1365-nucleotide messenger RNA. RefSeq names its product sucrase/ferredoxin domain-containing protein. The record is from RefSeq and is a predicted model, not a curated record. Lineage: Eukaryota; Fungi; Ascomycota; Sordariomycetes; Hypocreales; Cordycipitaceae. The coding region runs from base 1 to 1365 and encodes 454 amino acids. The transcript has a single exon.